AUGUCAGAAAAUCCAAACGAGCUGAUAGAUCCAAUAACAUGAUUCAAAAAUAAUGACGAACAGCCCACUACAACCCUCCAGCCUUCAACAUUUAUCUAUAAAGAAGCUUGAUCAUUUAAUUCAAAAAUUUGCAAAAAUCCAAAACUCCACAGAAUCGAGUUAGGCAGUAGUGACGAUAAAUCAAUUAACGAUUAUUUGGAAUCACUGAUUUGCGAGCUUGGAAAUACAUGCGGAAAUGACUGUGGCUCGCUAUUUCUUUCUCAUACCAUGUUUUAUAUAAGAAAGCAAGGAACUGUGAAACUUACUUUUUCAGCAGUUGAAAGGAAUGAUACUUGUGAAAUUAAUUUUCAAAGAAAAUGCAAACAAUGUGAUGCCAAUGAUGAAAAGCUACAGGCAAUUCCAAGGAACUUUAUGGAUUUUUCGUUCUUCAAGUGGCUGGAGAAUUUUUUUAUUGAUGGAAAAUCCAAGACGGCUGAAUGUGGCCAUGAGUAUUAUAAAUCAGCACAAUUGAUUUUUGCAUUAGGAAAAAUCAAUUUUUCUUUUGAAUUUGUGAAUGCAAAUGUGGCAGAACUAACGAGUCCUACAAAUACGAUUAAUAAAGAGUAUUACAGCAGAUUAAAACAAUCCUGCUAUGAAAAAUUAAAAGACUCAGGACAAUCAGUACUGGAGAAUUUAUUAAACGACACAAAAGAUAUGAUUAAUAGACUGAUGUUUGAAGAUGAAGAUGAAAAAGAAGAUCUAGAAGAAGAGUCAUGGGCUUCUUUGAGGGAUGAAGUUAAAGAACUUCAAAAAAUGAUUGAAGGUGCUAUGGUUGAGCUGAUGGGACUUGACAUAUCAAACAUUCAGAAUUUUCUUCAUGUAGAAAAUCAUAGAAGAUUAACAUUUUUAGCGUGCUGUCACGCAAAAGUGAUAAUGGAGACUCUAAAAGAAAGGAUAAAUUUACAAUUCAAUAAAAACAAAAAACAAAAGUUCCCACGUUCAAGGUCAAAUUCCAGAGCUACACAAGGCGAAUGUUUAGAAAAUGACUCUUUUGCCCUAUCACGGGCAUCAGUUGCCGCCAACCGAUGACUGCAUGCAGAAUAUAUCCAAAGCAGUGAUCCAUUAUUAAGUACCCCGUACUGAAACACACUUCAAGAAGGAAAUUUAGCCCUCCCAGUUAGUUCUGGAUAUAUGCACAUCCCUGUAUACGAUAUUGAUUUAUUAUCAGUUAUCACAUACUCUUUAAACUCCUCUGAAUAUUACCACGAAGUUGUAUCGCCUGCUUUAUACUCAGAUGACCAGAAAAAGCAUAUUGAAAAUGAAUUGCUGAAUUAUAACCCAUGGCAUUUUAAACUAAAAUUUUCUAAUUUCGAAGAAUUCGAUAUCCCUGAUCUUGCAUCCCGAGACGACUUAAAAAGAGUUUAUGGUGACUGCAUAUCUUUCAGGGUCAAAGCCUAUUUUGCAAAACAAUUUCACUCUAUAAGGGAAUAUAGCUAUGGCUCUGAUGAAGAUUUUUUGCUCUCGAUUUCGAAAUCUAAGCCUAUACAUGGGCAGCUAGGUAAAAGCAAAGCAACUUUUAGUGUAUCGCAUGAUGGGAAAUAUAUAUUAAAAAUUAUUGAUAGGAAAGAAAUCAAUAUGUUUAGGGGUGUUGCACAAAAUUAUUUUAGACAUUUGUGCAAAAAUUUUUUCCAUCAGAUGCCUUCGAGAUUGGUGAGAACAAUUGGUGCAUAUCAAAUCACAGUGAGAAACCAUCAUACAGGCAAGUCAGUUAAGGAAUAUGCUUUUAUAUUCGAAAAUUUAGGCUAUCAGAUGCCCGAAAAACCGUUCGUAUAUGAUCUUAAAGGGACACAGAAUAAAAGGAGAUAUGUUAAACCUGGCGAUACCAGAACGAAAAUGGAUUUAAAUUUUUUGGAGGAUUUUAAUUGUAUUCCUUUUAUUAUUCCAAAAGAAGCAAAAAAGUUUUUUGAUGUUGCAAUUUGAAAUGAUACAUUAUUUUUAUCUAGCUCACCCUAUCCUUGAUUUAGAGAGUAGCCAAGGAUUGAUGGCAAAAAAUUAUUUGAAAAAAAUAUAUAAAUAUUUUAUUAGAUCAAUUUUUUUCAUAUAAAUUGUUUUUUUGCUCUAAUGUUAGAGAUAUAGUAUAGCCUAAUCCCUGCUUUGGAUUGGGCUUGAAUGACGUCAGGAAACAUCAAAUGGGGAAUUGAUCAACCAGCGUUUUCAGGAAAGUCAACUCCCUGAUGACAAAUCUUAAAUAACAAGAGGAUUUGCCAUCUGGGGAGUUGGCAAAGCCAGAAAAUGUUGGUUUUUCAACUCCCGACGUCAGUCAAGCCUGAUCCAAAGCAGGGAUCAGGCUAUACGUAAUAUAUUAGCAAGCAUGUUAGGAAUCGCAUUAGAAUUGGCUAAGAACGAUUAUUCUGCAAUGGUUCUAAGAUUCAUUAUUAUCAAGAUAGUAGUUAGAUUUUAGUGGUUUUUGUGUGUGGGUUUCAUUUUGUCCUUAUAAAAAUCGUUAAAUCAAUGAUUAGGAUUAGUUCUCAAUUUUCAUAUUAAUCGUCAAUCAAGGAUGAGGGAGUAAGCAAAAUAUUGUAGACUAUUCCUUGCUAGUCAUGAUAUCUUCUGAUAAAUCAAUAAUCCGAGCUGGAAUCAUUGAUUAUUUUGAGCAAUAUACAUUUGAAAGGUCGGUUGAAAGCAAGUAUAAAAAAGUGGUCGGAAUAGGCUUACCAACAAUUAUUCAUCCAAAGAUUUAUAAAGCGCGAUUUAGAAAGGCACUUAUUCAAGGGUAUUUUAUAUUUUUUGAUGACUAG
Messenger RNA from Blepharisma stoltei, 2777 nucleotides. The record is from the annotation of a GenBank genome assembly. Lineage: Eukaryota; Ciliophora; Heterotrichea; Heterotrichida; Blepharismidae.